Messenger RNA from Leguminivora glycinivorella, 5260 nucleotides. It is a transcript of the gene Atg17, whose product is annotated as RB1-inducible coiled-coil protein 1. Bases 274 to 4269 code for a protein of 1331 amino acids. The record is from RefSeq and is a predicted model, not a curated record. Gene Ontology annotation, biological process: reticulophagy; positive regulation of protein phosphorylation; autophagy of mitochondrion. NCBI's taxonomy places the organism in Eukaryota, Metazoa, Arthropoda, Insecta, Lepidoptera, Tortricidae. Gene Ontology annotation, molecular function: protein kinase binding; molecular adaptor activity. The transcript has 23 exons. Gene Ontology annotation, cellular component: Atg1/ULK1 kinase complex; phagophore assembly site membrane; extrinsic component of membrane.
GUGGUUGCUUUCUGUUGACCUCAAGAGCGUCAGCUGUAGUCAGUGCGUUUUAUUUCAGUGUAAUUGACGGCCAUUACUUAAUAUUACUGGAUUGCAGUGCAAAAUGAUUCUACAUGUAUCACAAAUCAAACAAUGUAACAUUUACAGUGCCUGCUGAGAGCUGGAUAGUAGAUUACGAUUAUGUGUUUGUUGUGAGGAUACAUUGCAAAUGUAAGCAGUAAGGAGGUGAUACACAGGACUGAUUUUAGUUGGAAGCAAUAUUGAACUGCCAAAAUGUUGUAUGUUUUCCAUGUGGAUGCUGGUCAGAUGACCACAUAUGACAUGAAUCUCACGCUGCAGACCGUGUCAAGUUUAAAAGCAGCGAUAGAAAGAAAGACAAAAAUAGCAGCAAGCUCCCUAGUGCUCCUCGUAAGUGGCGGGGAGGUGCUGCAGUCUGACCACAUGGUGUCUUCAUAUAGUGCUGGCACGGACACAAACCCCAUAUAUAUGUUUAGCAAACCAUCAGAGAAGGAGAGCCAUUUGAAGCAAUCCAUGUACAGCGACCUUAGUCCAAUAGUGGAGCUAAGUUCAGGCGAGUUCCGGAGCGAUACGCGAAGCGGAGUGGAAGGGAAAUCCCUAGCGGAGCUGAAAGCGAACGUGGACAUGUGUUGCUCGCUUCAGCCGACCGUCAACACUGUGAUAAAGUGCGCGACGCUGGCGCAGCAGUUCAGUGAUCUAGCGCACGAUGUUUCUAAGAGCUGCGAUCAGUUGGUGCAUGAGCAGCAUUUACAGCAUCAGGGUUGGUCGGCGGUUGUGGCGAAUUUAGAAGACAUCUUCAACGAAUUCUGCGAAAGAUCUAGGAAUUUCAAAGAAUCAUUCAGAAAACAUCGGCUAAAAAAAGACGAGUACCACGAACAAUUGACUGCUCUCAACGAAGUGUUAGAAUCUUUAGGCAAGAUUCCAAUUCUGCCGGCCCUCCAACUGAACGCGGAGGCGCAUCGGUUCUCAGCUUUCGACGUGUUCGAGGAGACCGACUUCGAAGGCCAAUACUAUAGGAUAAGCCAACCUUUGGAUGGAUCGGAGAAGACUAACCAGGACUUUGGAGUGGAGGCGUUCAAACUAUCGGAGGAGGAAGAUGUGUUCGGUCACAAAGACGCAUCAACCAGCAAAGACACGGAGCACGCGCCAGCGCCCGCCGAGCCGAUCGAGGAGUCCGAUGAAGGAGUCACGUUUAAAGCCCACUCUUAUGAAAACAAGGAGGAACCGACGUUACUUCACUGGAUAUUGGCGCAGGGCAAUAAGGCUUCGUUACAAGACAUUUUAGACUACUGCCAAAAAGGAUUGGCACUGAUUGAUGCAGAGCCUCUGAAAGAAUUGGAAGAAGAAUUAUGCAACGUGCUAGAAUACGCCAACGUGCACGGCCUAAAGCAGAUCAAGGGCAUCGAGGACCGACUGUACCGUCUAGACCAGCUGCUCAGCGAGGUGAAGAAACUCGAGCGAGAUCAGCACGACCAGGCCGCGUCGCUAAUACAGUACCGAGAGCGAUUAAACGCCGCUUGCGACCCGUCAGUAUUGCCAACAUUGGUGCAGUCACAUUGGUGCCAACUCGAAAAACUGCUCAAAGGACACCAGACCCUAGUUGAUAUUAGGCGACGAAUAUCCAAGUCAAAAGAUGAACUGUCGCAUAUACUGAAGGCUAGAUUAAAGGCAGUCCUAAUGAUCGAGAACUCGAUGUCAGUGCAGGACGCACACGCCAUGCUUAGCUUCCAGUGUUUCAACCGUCUCGCGCGCUACUUCGACAUCGUGGCACAAUUACAUCGGGCGCCUGUGGUUUACGUCCGCGCUGUCCACGAGGUUGCUAGGAGAAGAAUGUUCUCACAAGCACAUUUGAAGUGGGCGACAGACUUAGCGGCGAAACUAAUAAAAAUCCACGAAGAAGAAAUAAUACGACGGCAAGACUUCAACUGUCUUUUCGAAGGGCACUUCCUCAAGAGCCUGUUCCCUGGUAUGACGGAGCUACCACCGGCCUUCGCCACGCAGUCGCCGCCUGCGUUCGACGCGCGACUACCGCAGGUCACGGAUGAAGAUGUGGAGCUUAUAGCCACCGCGUUCCCGCAGCUGGCUAAAGAUGUUCCGAAUUAUGAUAUGGAGACGACAGUCAAGUUCUUUCAGCAGAGGAUAAGUUCUUCAGAUCAUCAAGAAAGAGAUAUUGACGUCCAAGUAGAUUUUGAGAAGGACUUUGAAUCAGAAACAGACGUCGACUUCGAACGUCUCAGCCGCCAGAGCACAUCGCAGAAACAGAGAGUGGACACAUCGACCAUAUGCGUCCCGGACACCAUGGCCGUAUCCACGGUGACUGAGGACAACAUGGAUACUCAUAAAAUAAACAUGGAAAGGCUCCAAGACUUCCUCCUAAAAUUAUAUGGCAUAUGUAGAGUUAACAUUGUUUUAAUUCGGGAAGAACUAGCUAGAUUCAAAGAAGAAAUUGAUGAACAGAAGAAGUUUAUAAAAGGAAAAUAUAUAGAAAUCUUAGAAGCGUGGCAGAAAGAGAGCGAAGAUAAUGCUUUAAAAUUCCGCGAGCAAACGCAGCGCUUGACCGUCGACCACGAGUUAGAACUUAGCGAUAUGAAGGCAGCCCUCGAUGGCAAAGACGACGUUAUAGAAUCUUUAAAGAAAGAGAAGGAAGAAUUACAAACACUUCACGAAAGUGACAUUGAAAGGUUAGAAGCAGAGCACAACAGUACAAAAGAAUUAUUAGAUAAAACUAGAGAGGAGAUUAAGUUGUUUGAGAAGAAGCUAGAAGAGGCUGACGUUCAGAAACAGAAAGAGUUGAAAGAGGCGCAGGAGAAAAUGCACUUGGAAUAUAAAGCGGAGAUCGAGUCGCUGCGAUCAAGGUACCGUCUCGUAGCCCUAACAAAUAUGGACCGGUCGCCAUCAGAGUCCAGCCUCGAAAAAAUCGAGCGAUCAGACGUCAUAGAGAUAACGAGUCACAACGCCAUAGUCAUGCAGACAAAAGAAAACGCCGAGGUUGAAAAGGAGGAAGCGAUAGCGAAGGUGACGGCAGAGCUGCAGCAGAAGUAUACUGAGGAUAUCAAUGCGCUGAAGGCGAAAUAUGAGGCGGAGAAACAAAUAACAAUAAACGAUGUUACCCGACGCCUACUAUCCGAAAAGGAUCGCCAGCUGGACGAGCUCCGCGAGCGAGAACAUUUAUUGUCGCGCGAGUGUUCCAAGUACAGAGAUACUAUACGGCAACUCACCGAUCCGGAAACUAACGACUGCGAUCCGCUCUUACGGUCACAGUUGGCGACACUGGAAAAUGAGAAGGCCCUGUUGCAGCAGCAAGUGGAAGAUCUGAAGAAGGAACUCGAGAAGAAAUCAGAGGAAGUAGACAAAGCUAAGGAGGAGGACAGUGAAGGAAGGUCAUCGUCGCCGGCACGUGAAGGCAAAAAGCGCGGGCGCUGCCACACGCCGUUCGGCCUCUCCGCCGGGACGCUCAGCCUGUCCUCCUGCCUGCCCGGCCAGACCGUGCUCGUCAUGUGGGACCCCGACCACUACAACUACACCGUCAUGCAGGAAGCGUCGAUAAUGUACUUCGUGCAUAGCGGUUGUCUCCCGGCGCUGGAUCUCAGCAUACAAGUCAAGCACGAGUCGGAUCGCCGUCUCUACGCCGUGGCCGUCGUCGAGUCCAAGGAGUAUUGCUACGCUAAAAAGAGCGGCAACCGGUACAACAUGCCGCGCGCCUCGCGCUUCUACCGCGUGCGUCUGCGCGCCCUGCGCCCCGCGCCGCCGCCGCCGCCCUGCUGCGACCACAAGCACCGGCCAGAUGUAAUGCAUCGCAGCGCUCUGCCGGUGUUCGGUGAGACCCGCCCGCUCAAGAAAUGGUUGACCUACAUGCAUGCACCAGGUCUUUGCUUUUGUUUCAUCCUUCACCCGGCUUUCUUUGUCCAUGAUAGUGAUAUGUCAAAAUCGGUCGACACGAGCCAAUCAACAAGUUCAAACACCGACGAAGCGAGCAAAGAGGUCGCCACGGCAACCCUCAUCAACCUGGAGUCACCUGUGUCGACCAGUGAGAAUACGGCGCCCGGCGAAGACCAGCUGGACUCCAUCGAGGCCAACGACCAGUGGCACACUGCCAGGAUGCAGGCCUCCACCGCCAGCGCUCUCACGGACAUGGAGUGCAGCGUGGGGCGCGUGGGCUGCGAGCCGCUGGAGCUGUCCGUGGGCGCGGGCUCGGUGGUGGCGCGCGGGCCCGGGCCCGUGGAGGAGCUGGCCGAGGAGGCGGCGCCCUGACGCGCGCCGGGCCGUCUGCCCGUGUGCCGCCCGGCGCCCGGCUCGCCGACGUCACGCCCUGCGGAAACCACACGACUGACGCGAUUGAGCUCGAGAGAGAUGUCCGGAGAACCCUGAAGGGAUCGCAUAUACUGAAGAAAAUUUAACCUGUGUCGGGUGGUCGAGCGGUUUUAGCCGUCCGGCACCGAAACGGACGUCCAGAUUCUAAUUCCGGCCCCGGCGUGUGAGGUCCUUUCUUUUUCGUAUAUUACAUCUACUGCGGAGAGCGUGCGUCGGAUGUUCUCGAGUUUGUCGGCGGUGACUGUAGCCUCGGGUAGGCGUUGUGAACUUGUGAAGUGAUAGUGAGUGGUUUAAAAUUAAAGUCGAGCCAAAAUCGGCUUAGGAUCACUUGCGUUAAUCCUCUGAAGCGGUAUAUUGAAGUGAACUUUGAAGGUAUAACGGAAUAAGAAGUUUUGAAGUGGUGAUAAAACCGGUAAACACAUGUAAUUUGAUAAAAGUCUAUUUCUUUUGGUUAACCUGCGGUUUGCACUACCAAAUGAAUGGAGAAAUCUAAUAUAAGUUAAUUAUAAAUAUCUUGUUCAAUUUGGCAAUACAAACUUGCAAAGGCAGAGCUAUGUAGCUAGUUGUAGCAAACAUAAUUUUACUUACACCAAAAUUGAGUUGUUGUCGGAGUGAAAAAUAAAAUUGUCUUCUUUUACCAUGUAUGUAAGAAAGAGAGAGAACUAAAUUAUAGAUAUACUUACAAAUCUAAUAUGUAUUAUAUAGAUCGACACUGUCAGCAGCAAUAAUACGAGUUUUUACACUUGACUUUACUAUUGCACACCGACAUAGUGUUUAUAGAUUUAAAAACAUGCCAAAUCAGCCUUGGGACCUAAAAUAUUAUUGUACAUCACAAUGCUGAUCUCCUAAAGUGUUGUUAUAUUUAAUUAAGUUGAUAUGAGUUUGUAAAGAUAUAGUUGUCCUUUUGUCUAAAUAACAAUUUGAUGAUAAG